Euleptes europaea (tarantolino) is the source of this 1482-nucleotide messenger RNA. Its product is annotated as cytochrome P450 2F3-like. Lineage: Eukaryota; Metazoa; Chordata; Lepidosauria; Squamata; Sphaerodactylidae. The record is from RefSeq and is a predicted model, not a curated record. Gene Ontology annotation, cellular component: intracellular membrane-bounded organelle; cytoplasm. Gene Ontology annotation, biological process: xenobiotic metabolic process. The transcript has 9 exons. Bases 1 to 1482 code for a protein of 493 amino acids. Gene Ontology annotation, molecular function: iron ion binding; heme binding; oxygen binding.
AUGGAUUCCAGUGGCUCCUUCACCAUUCUGUUGGCCACAACUAUCUCCUGCCUCCUUUAUUUUGUUUUCUUACUGAAGAAGAAGAUCCAUGGCCUCCCGCCAGGGCCCACCCCGCUCCCGUUCAUUGGCAACAUGCUGCAGGUGGAUGUGAAGGAGCUGAUCAAGUCCCUGAGAGAACUCAGCAAGACAUACGGUCCAAUGUACACCUUCCACCUGGGCUCCCGGCCGUGCGUGGUCCUCUCUGGCUACCAGGUGCUCAAGGAGGCUUUGAUUGACAAGGCAGAAGAGUUCAGUGGCCGCGGAGACUUCCCUGCUGUCCAGAUGUGGAGCAAAGGCAAUGGGAUUGUGUACGGCACGGGGGAGUGCUGGCGGCAGCUGCGCCGGUUCGCCAUCACCACCUUCAAGAACUUUGGGAUGGGGAAGCGGUCCAUCGAGGAGCGGAUCAAAGAGGAGGCCCAGUUCCUGAUUGAGGAGUUCCACAGAACCCAAGGUAAGCCCUUUGACCCCACCUUCUUCCUGAGCUGCGCUGGAUCCAACAUCAUCUGCACCCUGGUUUUUGGAAACCGGUUUGAAUACACAGACAAGAAAUUCCUUAUGUUGCAGCACCUCAUCAACAGCAACUGGAAGCUCAUGAGCUCCACCUGGGGGCAGCUGCUCUUCACCUUCCCAGAGAUCAUGAAGCACAUUCCAGGGCCCCAUCGCCAGAUCUACAAGAACUACCUGAAGCUGGCGGAGUUUGUGGGUGAGCGGCUGGAGAUGAACAGGCAAACGCUGGACCCCGUCAACCCGCGGGACUUCAUCGACUGCUUCCUCAUCAAAAUCCAGCAGGAAAAGAACAACCCCAACUCCUACUUCAACGAGGACACCAUGUCCAAGACCACAGUGAACCUCUUCUUUGCGGGAACAGAGACUGUCAGUUCCACCCUGAAAUACGGGCUGCGCAUCCUCCUGAGGCACCCCGAGGUGGAAGAAAAACUCCAUGAGGAAAUUGACCAGGUGAUCGGGGUGAACCGCAGCCCCUGCAUGGAGGACCGGCAGAAGAUGCCCUACACGGACGCUGUCGUCCAUGAGAUCCAGCGCUUUGCUGACAUCGUGCCCAUGGGCGUGCCCCACACAGUCACACGGGACAUUGAAUUCCGUGGAUACUCUCUCCCAAAGGACUUGAACAUCAUCCCUCUGCUGUGCACAUCUCAGUUCGACCCAACGCAGUUCAAGAAUCCAAACACCUUUGACCCGAAUCAUUUCUUGGAUGAGAACGGGAAGUUCAAGAGGAACGACGCCUUUAUGGCCUUCUCAGCAGGAAAGCGGGUGUGCCUGGGAGAAGGCCUGGCCCUCAUGGAGCUCUUCAUCUUCCUCACCACCAUCUUGCAGAACUUCAAGCUGAAGCCCCUGAUGGACCCCGCAGACAUUGACAUCACCCCGGAAUCCACGGGCCUGGGGAGCAUCCCCCGACCCUAUCAGUUCUGCCUCCUCCCCCGGUGA